Messenger RNA from Aphanomyces astaci, 3349 nucleotides. RefSeq lists its product as hypothetical. The record is from RefSeq and is a predicted model, not a curated record. The coding region runs from base 20 to 3028 and encodes 1002 amino acids. Gene Ontology annotation, molecular function: tubulin binding. Gene Ontology annotation, cellular component: microtubule. Gene Ontology annotation, biological process: microtubule polymerization; positive regulation of protein polymerization; microtubule bundle formation. The transcript has 18 exons. NCBI's taxonomy places the organism in Eukaryota, Oomycota, Saprolegniomycetes, Saprolegniales, Verrucalvaceae.
CUUGAUUCGUGUUGUGUGGAUGGAGCCGUCGUACUGUGAUCCGACGUCGCUGCCCCAGGUGUUUCGUCCAAUGAAAUCUCCAGUUGACACGGCGCUGCGAGCGACCACGGCAGACUCGCAUUUCCGACCGAAACCAACCGCCGAUCAUCGGGGAUCGGGGCAUCGACCUCCAGGUCUCACUCGAGGCCGACAGUCUCGCGUAGAGCCACCCACAAGCCGGGGCGCUAGACAGCCGGUGACGCCUAGGAAACCACCUCCACACCACCACCCCCACGCUCCUGUGCAGCCCAAGGACGAAGUGGGCAUCAUGUAUCCGUUUGCAAACGUCGCCGACGACGACGGAUCCAUGCAACGCAUCAUGUGGAACAAGUGGCACGACCAGUAUGCCACGGACGCCGUCGACGACAACUUUACCUCGUUUGCCUUAUACGGGGAAGUGAAGCUACAGGAAGCUCAAACGAUGAGCUCGUGGCUCGAGCAGCCCAACCAAUUUCUCACCGCCGUAGCAUGCACCCUUGUACACAAGUUUGCAGACCGCUUGGGCACGUCGGGCGGACUCUUGCGGCGGUUGUUGCAGGCGUUGAUGGCGGCGGUGUACGUUUGUCGACCAGCCGCUGACGAGCGCGAUGGCAGGGACGAUGAUACCCUGUUUGACCACAAAGUGCCCCACUUUCUCGAAAGCAAACGACUGCGACGGACGUGCUUGGAGCUCCUGGACGAAAACACGCGCAAACUCACAGACUCGUCGGUUCACCAAGUGGGCGUCGAAAAGAUGCAGCGCGUGAUCGACGGCACCACCAAAACGUGGAAGCGCAAGGUGCAGCGGCUGCUGUUUUACAACUGGGCGUACAUGGUCCAGCGGCGCCGUCGCAUUCGAACGUUUAUGGACCGCACGUUUCGCUACGAAGCCAAAGCCAUGGUAAAAAAAACCUUUCGGGUGUGGCGCGUGGAAGCGUUGCGAAGGGCUUACUACCGAGAGUCGGCCAACUACCAAGCCAUGCUGUCGGUGACUGCAGAAUCCCUCGGGCGCAAGGAUAUUCAACUGGGCGAUGCCGCCACCCGGAUGAAAGAGCUGCAAGUCCAAGUGGACCAGCUGACAUCCAUCAACAGCCAGCUCGUGGCCCGCAUUCAUGAGCUCGAAGCAGCGAACCGAUCGAUACGGGCGGGGAAUGCUGACGGCGGCGGCGCCGUGCCCGUGAGAGCCCUCUUCGAGCCCAUCGACACGAUCGCAGCCCCCACCUCCCCCGACGCAGAGGACGACGCCAAACUGAACAGGCUGCUGCUCGAAAGCCUCUUUGCCAUGGCGCGUAUGGUCGAGUCUUCUGUUAUCCAAAGCUCGAGCGAUGUCAUGGACAGUCUGCGCCACCAAACGGACGGCCAGGAGCUGAGGGAGUUGUCGGAACUCAUGUUCAAACAAUCGACUUUGUACGGAAAACAACAGCCGCAGCAGCACACACACCACGACCACCACACGAUUCAAAACCUACUUACGAAACCCAUCGACGUGGUGCUGCUCAACUGGAUGCGCCUCCAGCUCGACCGCAGCACCGCCACGACGCGCCCCCAAGACAAAGUCGUGCGCAACUUCUCCGAAGACCUCGCCGACGGUCACCGGUUUGCACUGCUGCUGCACCACUUGUACCCGAAAGCGUACGACGCCACCGUCGUGGGGGAAAUCGAUGUCGACACCCGCCUCCAACACAUCGAGCGGUUCAACCGAGAGUGCCCCCUGGAACAUGCGAUGGACGCGACGCUUCCUGUGGUGGUCACGGCCGAAUCCAUCGCCGGACAUAAAAGCCCCGAGAAUGUCGUGUUUGUCGCCAUGUUGUUUGGCAUGCACCAAGCUCACUUUGCACCACUCAACAUGGACAAGGCGCGCAAUGCGUUUUUGCAUAUUGUCACGUGCUGGAAAAAGGUGCGCACGAUCAUGCUCGAAGUGCGGCGCGCCACGGACGACACUCCGGACAAGGGGCUUGUGCUGAGUUUGGUGAAAGAGAUCAAGUCUUGUGAAAGCUAUCACAAGCAAAUGCAAGGCGAACUCACGUCGCUUGCUUGUACGUCCAACGAAGCAUCCACCGUGCUCACCAAGCUCACGCAUAAAAUCCUGUGCUUUACGUGGCGGCUCCUCUCCGAGAAACUCCAAGGCGUGCAAGAAGACGUCGUGGACGAGCGAAGGGCGCAAACAAUGCUGAAGUUCACGGUGGUUCCCCCCGUUUUGGUCCGAGACAUCAUUCUCAGCAGCCCCGACAGCCGCCGCACGUCUCUCACAGAGACCGAAGUACUCACUCGAGUCGCAGGCAUUCAAAAAGUACUCCAGCAAUGGUUCAAGGAACUCUGUGCGAUCUUUCGCCAUUACAGCAGCGGCGCACUGCGCGGCCGCGCCACGACAAUGAGCUCUGGAGAGUGGGCCAAGUUCAUCAAGGACUGCGCUAUUGUGGACAAAAAGGUCACUCAAGCCGUCGCCGAAGGCGUGUACUACCAAUGUGUAAAUUCGGACAGGACGACCGUGCAAACGACCACCGCGGCCAAGGAGAUGUCCCCGGCGAUGUUUGUGUCGGCGCUCGUGGUGCUGGCCGACAAGAAGUUCCCGCAAGUGAUGUUUGAAGAGCGAAUCCGUGAACUCAUUGAAAAGUGCGUGAUUCCGCAUGCGUGUCGGUCGCAGCCCGAAGUGUUUCGGAUGCUCCUGCAGACUGCCGACGUGCGGGGAGUCUACCAAAAGUUCAAGCAACCGCUGCAGCGGACGUUCAAGUACUACUCGAGUGUCAAGACCGACGAGGCGUUGAAAAGCUCCAAGCCGCGGUCCACGAUUGGACUGGUCGAGUUUAUCAUGAUGGUGAAAGACUGCAAGUUGAUCGGGUCGUACGUGACCGAAAACACGGUGAAGCAGAUCUUUGCGCUCGUGCAACGACACUACGAAGACGAGGACGACGAGUGGGAUGACAUGACUGCGAACGAAGAGCUUCAAGUGGACUACAUCGAGUUUGAAGAGGUACAGGCAGAAGAUUUUGCUGGCAGAGAGGUGGCGUGACUACAGAUGGGUGUAGGCCUUGGGCGCGUUGGCCGAGUACGUGAUUGCCAAUCCGUACAUACCUUACUUCAAGCGGCUGGAGCAGUUCAUCGGUGAUAUGAUCCUUCCACGUGCACGGCAAAAGAAGCCCAAAGGGUAGGCUCAUCAUGCCACCCUGGGAGUUCCAUCGCUUCUGCAUGCUGGUUCUCAUGGUCGAAGUGAUCAAUCCCUGCAUCAGCUUAGUUAAGUGCGGAUACAAAAUGAGCCAAUCAUUGACGCGUACUAUGCAUCCAUACCGAAAAAUCUAAUUUAUUUUAACCAAUGAAAUUGAGAGAAUCAUCA